UUUCAUUUAAUUUCAUGAAAUUUUUAGGAAAACAAGGAAUUCGUUUACCGCCUAUAAGCCCUCAUGCAAUAGAUGGUAUAGAAAUGGUUCGUUUCACUCCAAAUCAAGAUCAAAUAGAGCUGAUCAAACAAGCACUUGAUGAAUUUACUAAUCCUCCCUCAGCCAAUCAAAAUGAAGAACACUCAACUGUUACUCCUAUCGAAGAAACCAUUGAAUCUACUCCGCAAACACAGCCCGAAUUUCAUUCAACAAUUGGAAACGGAAGGUUACUUUGA
Molecule: messenger RNA, 275 nt
Organism: Meloidogyne enterolobii
Lineage: Eukaryota; Metazoa; Nematoda; Chromadorea; Rhabditida; Meloidogynidae
Source: the annotation of a GenBank genome assembly